AAGAAUUCAUAUUAUAAAUAGCUGCAUGCCCUAUGAGUCUUCCCCAGUUUUUGUGUAUAAUCGACACUAUAAUCCUAGGUAAACAUGAUUAAAUCUGGAGAUAAAUGGGCAAUCAUUGCUAUAUGCUUAAUAUUUGGAUGCUUAAUUGCUUUAUCUGGAUUUUAUACUAUAGAAACUGUAAGGGUUUACUAUAAGUCUCAUAAAAGAAAGAAUUCUGUCAAGGCAAAUACCUCUCCUAUUGAGCGCGUUUAUUUGAUUGCUCGAAAUAUUUAUGUUUAUUUGGUUACAAACAAAAUUGUUUUGACUUUAAUCGCAAUUCCCAUUGUUUUUGCAAUCGCCGUUCCAUUCAUUGGUAAAGAGACACCGCCUAAAAAUGGCAAAGGAAAUUGGAAUGCACAUGCGGUAGCAGCAAGAUGCGGCUUUCUAGCUGCUGCUCUUUUUUUUGUUUCUUACUUUUUCAGCCUAAAAAACAAUCCAUUUGCCUUGAUGCUUUUCACCUCUCAUGAAAAAAUGAAUUAUGUUCAUCGACGUCUUGCUCAGUUUGCUAUUCUUAUGGCUCUCAUACAUGGCUUUACUUUUCUUGGAUUGACCAGCCAUGAUCGUCAUAAAUUAGUUGACAGUGCUUUCAGAUGGGGUUACGGUAUUCUGGGAUUAAUGGUCGUGAUGAUCAUCAGUGCUUUACCAUUCUUUCGUCGCAGAUUUUAUGAAUGGUUCUUUGUUUUACAUCAUGCAUGUAGCAUUGGUUUUCUUGUAUGUAUUUAUCAUCAUCAUCGACAAUGCGUCCCCUACAUGAAAGCGGCCAUCGCUUGUUACGCGUUUGAUCGCGGAUGUAGAAUCCUUCGAAGCUUCAUUAACAAAACGAAACUUGAAAUAAGUAUUAUUGAUGAUAACAUUAUUUAUUUACGCGGUAAAAAACCAAAAACCUCUUUCUUUUCGUUGCCAUGGUCUUCAGGCAGUCAUGUUUAUAUAAGCAUCCCUCGUUUUAGUUUUUGGCAAAUUCACCCUUUUACCCUUGCUAGUUGCCCUUCGGAUGAACAUGUCGAGCUUUUGGUCGCCGUUCGUAAAGGAUUUACCCAAAGAUUGGCUGACCAUUUGAAUUCCACAACCAUAAAUAUCAGUGAAAGAGACGAAAAAGCCAAAGUAAAUAAAGAUGCUAGUAUCGUUGUUUCUGAAUUGAGUUCAGGACAGGACCAAUCUAGUCUCGAUAGCGAUGUCAGUUUAAGCACAAAUUCUACAGAAUCGGUCAAAGAACUAACUGUUCUACUGGAUGGACCUUAUGGACCACUGUCAAAUCCCUUUAGGAACUAUUCUUAUGUUUUUUUAGCUGCAGGUGGUGUGGGAAUCACUUAUACUUUACCUAUAUUAAGGGAUCUUCUUUCGAAGCCUGGAAAUACUCUUCAUAUCACUCUUGUAUGGUCUUGCCGAUCAUUGAAGCUACUCACUUUAUUUAAUCGGAUUUUCAAACAUUCUUUGAGAAACAAGCAAGUUACCGUUCAUAUUUAUUGCCAUCUUACCGCGAGCUAUCCUGUGGAAGAACGUUUAAUAUCUGAAUCAAGUGACUCAAGUUUGGUUCAGUAUCGUGAUGGGAAACCCAACUUGGAGAACUAUAUCAAGGAUCACUUUGACUUAUCUAAUGAUAAAACUAGUGCAAUAAGUGCUUGUGGUUCGAAUGGCUUUUUGAAGCAUUUAAAAAAGGAAGUGACUUCUCAACAAAAAUGGGAUGCCGAUGUUUUUCAACAUUACGAAGAAAUUUAAUUACCUGUGGAACCCAUACCUUGCAUAAUUUUUCUUCCUUAUAGUUUAUCUAUACUACAAAUUUGUUUAAAGGAUCAUAUAAUAAUUAAAAGUUAAAUCUGUUUUAUUUAUCUCCGGAUUUAGUUAAUUCUAACGUUAAUGAAUGAUAUUUUCUAUAUUCUUUUUUGUAU
Molecule: messenger RNA, 1925 nt
Organism: Schizosaccharomyces octosporus yFS286
Lineage: Eukaryota; Fungi; Ascomycota; Schizosaccharomycetes; Schizosaccharomycetales; Schizosaccharomycetaceae
Product: ferric reductase transmembrane component
Exons: 1
Coding region: 85-1755 (556 amino acids)
Biological process (GO): copper ion import; iron ion transport; intracellular iron ion homeostasis
Cellular component (GO): plasma membrane
Molecular function (GO): ferric-chelate reductase activity
Source: RefSeq, a predicted model, not a curated record